Cercopithifilaria johnstoni is the source of this 1566-nucleotide messenger RNA. Lineage: Eukaryota; Metazoa; Nematoda; Chromadorea; Rhabditida; Onchocercidae. The record is from the annotation of a GenBank genome assembly.
AUGGAGUAUCUUCUGGAUUCCUAUGUGUUUCAUUAUUUUCCAUUCACAAUAUGUCCAAAUACGAGGAAGAAUAUCGUAUCAGUGGUGAUAAAAAUUGUUACAAUGGCGGAUUGGUUAUGUAAAACUCGAGAAUUGCAGCCGUUCAUAGAAAAUCACCCAACGUUGUUUAUAUCAGAAUUCAUAUAUUCAAUGCUUUGUUUGUUGUCGCUUUUCUGUGCUUUUCGUAAUGGUUCACGUUAUGUGUAUACAUGGAUUGGCAUUUAUUUAUUGGCUUUCUUUACUGAAAGUAUGAAGUAUGUCGAUAAAAGCAUGAACGCUGUAUUCUAUAGUCAAACAUUGUUAACAUUCAUGGGAAUGCAUACUCCUCUUUAUUUGUUAUGCGGUAUCUAUCACACACUGUUCUAUACUUCAUAUGUUAUAGUGAAAAGGAUUCGUUUGAAGUGGUGGGGUGAAGCUGCAGCAAACGGUCUUCUAGCACUCUUGUUGUCGUUACCCUUACAAGUGAUGGGUACAAAAUUGCUUUGGUGGCAGUGGUAUGAUGGUGACCCACGUCUCAUAAGCACAUUUUAUUCUGUACCACUUGUUGCGUUGGCGUGGUAUGCAAUACUAGGAACAUCAUUCAAUGUCAGUUUAUACUUAUUUCGGAAAGGAUUUCUUUGUGAAAAAUAUCACUGGAAAAGAUUUGCUGCUGAAUUCUUAUGUGUAGUUGGUGCAGCUUUAUUUACCCUUUGCCUUGCUGCAUUGCAGUACACAAUUUUCUUUCACAUCCUACGUGAUAUUUUCCAGAUUCAUUCCGUCUUUUCAUUGGCACUUCUCCUCAUUGUAUAUGCAGCUACAGCAUUUAAAGCACUACUUAGUUCUAGAAUGGAAUAUAACUUGCAUGAUGGAGAAGAAAAAUGUCAGUUGAUUAAAGCUCCAUUGAAUGAUAAACUCGUUGACGUAUUGGUCGAAAUCGCAAUUGUGGCAGUUCAUUUCUCGCUUCACAUGUUAUUGGCAGCGUUUAGUUCCCCUGAAAACAUCGUUUCAGAAGGUAUGCAUCAGGCAAUCGGUCCGUGUGAUGAAGUGGAACAAAUUUUUUCACCUUUUGGUUUGAUUUCUUACCGCAAGAAAUAUUUCUGCAUAAAAGAACAACAGCAGAAGCUAUUCGAUUUUCAUUGUAUUCCCGGUGGACAAUUACCGGAAACAGUGGGCGGUGAACCUUUGGAGUACUACGCAAUCUGUGGCAAAAAUUUCGAGCAUCGAACAGAAUAUAUUGCUUUCAUAUGGAUAUACUGUGUCACGGUCCUUUUCAUAAUCUAUUAUGUCACACUUUCUUGUGUAGCUAAGAUCAAUAAAUUAAAAGCGUGUUCUUGCACCAAAAUUACACAGCACAACGGCUACAGGUACGGGUUUGCAUCACCGAAAGACUCAUGUGAAAAAAGGUUCAAGAAUGAUGGAAUUUCGCAACGAGCCUUGGAUGACGUCAAACUUCGGCAUCGGUCAAAUAUGCUAAAUCGCUAUGGUAAAAAAUCGCGUUUGCCCACACCUACCCGUCUUUCGAGUUAUCUCUCAAAGUCUUCUGCAUGA